Owenia fusiformis is the source of this 2365-nucleotide messenger RNA. The record is from the annotation of a GenBank genome assembly. Lineage: Eukaryota; Metazoa; Annelida; Polychaeta; Sabellida; Oweniidae.
GCGUACAGUUGAAGCGGGAACAAUGGCGUCAAAACGUUCUCUGUAUAAACCUGCUCCCGAACAAAGCGGUGGAAAUCAUAGUCAUAGGAGACCAUUAGCCCAGGGUAGACUCAUCUCAAAUAUCAGCAAUAAUGGGGAGUCAAUUCUGUCAAACACUCAUGACAGUGGAGCAAUGGAUCUUACUACAUACAGCACAAAAGGGCAUGACGUCAGCCUUACUAUGCAACAUUCCCCCUUUGACAACUCAUCCCAUAAUGCUCAAUCUCCAAGACAGAGACUUACCAGACUAAUUAGUGGUGACAGUGCAAUAGGUGAUCAGACAGCCACUCCAAGAAGGAACUCCCCAAGUGUAACACAACCUUAUUCACCAAGAAAAGAAGACCCAACACAUUCCUUAGAGGUGUCAGAUCUAGAGAAUGAACUCUCAUACAGUCAAAUGAAGUCCAGACUUUCCAAGUCUCAUUCCCCUGCCAAUGUCAUGGUGGUAGAUGCAAGUCGUAGGACCAUAUCCCCUGAUAAAUCUGAAGUUGAUAUUGUCACAGGCUAUGAACACAGUCCUGUCAAGGUGGUUUGCCAUACUCCAGGAGUAGUACAAUCAACUGAAUCAAGCCUCAGGAACAGUGGUAGCGUUCAAGCAGCUUCUACCGUUGCAGUGGAUCAUCCUCCUAGUAGUAUAAUACUCAGUGGUACAGAUAUAACAGACCCAAGUCUGAAGAAACCACCUGAUAGAUUUAAAUCUCCCAUGGUAGUCCGUGAAAGUACAAUAGCUGGGAGUAGUAAUGUUGACCCAUCUUCACUGUCUAAAUCUGUAAAUGUUGCCCAUACAAAUGAUAAACUGGAGGAGACAACACUUCAACACAGACAACCACAGCAGCCCAAGAGAAUCAUAGGGGAUGGCAAAAAAUUAUCCCCAACAGAAAAUCAGGAGUCUGUGACUGGAUAUACCUCACACAGACCAAAAAUAAUGUCAAAGACAAUGGAUACCAGUCACGACAAGAAGAAACGAAGGAAGAUGAAAGGAACAGUGAUUCCAUCCAGGUUUAAACAGAGUGCUGAAACAGUGAAAAUUGCAGGCACUUCUAAAAUGACCGAUAAGUCUUCACUUGAGCUGACUACUAACUUGCGAGCCUCGAGAUUAGACUCAUCUGGCCCGAAACGCCCUGGAUCUGCAAGGAAAAAGCCAGCUGCUUCAGAGUUUCAUGCUACUCCAAUGGUUAGAGGCUCUAGCCAAGUUGGUGGUAAGACAUCCACCCCUACAGCAAAUGUGUCUUUGUUCCCUGGCCAGGAUGUAUCUGCCAUUGUGCCAGAUAAUCUCUCACUCUUGCCAAAUACCAGUCAAGAUAUAUCCCACAUUGAAAGACCAGCUAGUCAUAAGAAAGUGGCCAGUAAAACACUAGCUCGCACAAAACAACGAGAUAUUAGUCAAUCAAGACCCAGGGAAGCAAUAGAAUCUCAUUCUCAAGGAACUCCAAAGAAGAGUGCUCCAAAAGGUGCAAGUAUGGAAGUUGUGCAGCAGCAUUUGGAUGUUACCUAUGCACGUUAUCUACAGAUGCUUUAUUUAGACUCCAAAGCUAAGAAAGUCUUCCAAGAGCAGGAAAAAGAAGUGAUGGCUCAGUUAUAUGCUCUAUGGGAAGAGGUGGAGGCUUUGAGAAGAAAGGACACGUCUCUGGACAUUGAACUCACCAAACUGAAACAUUCUAAUGCUCUGGAUGAACAGCUUGAAAUACAGCAAAGUGGUCUAGGCCCAGUGACUGCCACCAUUCCAAAAUUGCGACAAGAAUAUGGCACCUUAGCACAAGCCCUGGAUACUACCAGACACCAGAUACCCCUACGAGGCAUUCAAGUCCCUGAUAAUGAGGAGGCAUUUGAUGAGAUGCUGUUGUCAUCUCUCAAUGAAAGUGAACAGCUACUUGGUGAGUUGAGUGUGAUGCACAGGGAAAAACAACCUAAAGUUACUACAUUUGCUAACACAUUAUCAGCACUCCAGAAGUCUGUAGAGGAAGAAGACAAAGAACUGAAGAGGUUAACAGAACUGCUGUCUGCUGCAAAAACUCUAUCAACUCGAGAAAGCUCAUUGAAAAUACAACACUUCCAGAAUGAAAUCUAAAAGAUUCAACGAGUUUCCUUGAUGCUGUAGGUUAGGAAGUGAAAUGUUGCCAAAAAUCAAAAUGUAUGAACUAUGCAGAUAUUUGUUGACUUGUUCUACGAUUGUGAAACCUGGAGACAAUAACAUUCUGCUUGAUUUGUAUACUAUUUCAAAUGGUGCUCAUUAGUGUAGAGUUUGCACAAUCAUGUUGCUUUGUAUACUAUCACAUUUCUUGGUGUAUUAUCAAGAGUCCUUGUGUACAAUCACACUGCUUGUACA